GAACCGAGGUGAGGCGAGCAAAGCCGGCAUGUCGAUCAAGACGAGCUCAACAAACCACCUCCUAUAAAUCCUGCGGCGGCGCCAUAAUUUCUUCUCACCCGGUGAUCAGAGGCGAGAUCGAUCGAGCCAUGGCCACCACCGUGAACCCUGACCCGGAAGCGGCGGUCGCCGGCAAGGAGCCGAGGGGGCCAAGGUCCCUGCUCGCGCGCGCGCGGGACAACCUGGCGUUCCGGUCGGUGUGGCCGGAGCUCAACGGCGCCAUGGGCGACCUGGGCACCUACAUCCCCAUCGUGCUGUCGCUGGCGCUGGCGCGCCACCUCGACCUCGGCACCACCCUCAUCUUCACCGGCGCCUACAACGCCGUCACCGGCCUCAUCUACGGCGUGCCCAUGCCCGUGCAGCCCAUGAAGGCCAUCGCCGCCACCGCGCUCUCGGACCCCUCGUUCGGCAUCCCCGAGGUCAUGGCCGCCGGCAUCCUCACCGCCGCAUUCGUCCUCUUCCUCGGCGUCACGCGGCUCAUGCAGCUCGUCUACUGGUUCGUCCCGCUCCCCGUCGUGCGCGGCAUCCAGCUCGCGCAGGGGCUCAACUUCGCCAUGGUGGCGGUCAAGUACAUCCGCUACGAGCAGGAUCUCGGCAAGGGCAAGUCCACGGGCCGCCGCCCCUGGACCGGCCUUGACGGCCUCAUCCUGGCCAUCGCAGCCAUCUGCUUCAUCCUCCUCGUCAACGGCGCGGGAUCCGAGAGGAGCAGAAACAGCAACAGGACCGAACAAGAUCAAGGCCAUGGCCAAGGAGGAGACAGAGACACCCAAGAAGAAGGGCGCCAAGAAGAAGAGACGGAAGGCCGCUGGCGCUCAAUGAUCAGGGGCGCGGCGCCGGCGAUACCGUCCGCGGUGAUCGUGUUCGUGGUGGGCGUGGCGUUCGCCGUGGCGCGUCACCCGGCGGCGGUACGGGAGCUGCGCGCGGGCCCGUCGCGGAUGCGCGUGGUGCGCAUCCCGCGGGAGGCGUGGAAGCAGGGCUUCCUCAAGGGCGCCGUGCCGCAGAUCCCGCUGUCGGUGCUCAACUCCGUGGUGGCGGUGUGCAAGCUGACGCGCGACCUGUUCCCGGAGAAGGAGGCAUCGGCCACGUCAGUGUCGGUGACGAUGGGCGCCAUGAACCUGGUGGGGUGCUGGUUCGGCGCCAUGCCGUGCUGCCACGGCGCGGGCGGGCUGGCGGGGCAGUACAAGUUCGGCGGGCGCAGCGGCGGGUGCGUGGCGGCGCUGGGCGCGCUGAAGCUGGCGCUGGGGCUGGCCCUGGGCGGCUCCAUGCUGCGCGUGCUGGUGGAGUUCCCCGUGGGGCUCCUCGGCGUGCUGCUGCUCUUCGCCGGCGUCGAGCUCGCCGUCGCGGCCAGGGACAUGUCCUCCAAGGCGGAGGCGUUCGUCAUGCUGCUCUGCACCGCCGUGUCGCUCGUGGGCUCCAGCGCCGCGCUGGGCUUCCUCUGCGGCAUGGUCGCGCACGGCCUGCUCAUGCUCAGGGCCUGGGCGAUGGGGGUCAGCCGGUCAGGCUGAGGUAGUCAAGCAGCUAGCGCCAUCGAUCGAUCCCCAUUCAGGAUCAGGUCGUGUGUUUGUAAAUUGUGAAUUGCUACUAUGAUUGCGAGUGAUUCUGUGUGCAUACGGUCCCAAGUCGGAAGUCACUUCCAUGGCUGACUGGGCAAAUUUCAUCCUCAACAAUGUUAUCAAUACAACUCGUCAGUACCAGCCAUCCCGGUUCCAUGGCUGAAUGAACAAGUGUUCUUCCA
This is a messenger RNA of Panicum hallii, 1774 nucleotides long. RefSeq names its product molybdate transporter 1. Gene Ontology annotation, biological process: molybdate ion transport. Gene Ontology annotation, molecular function: molybdate ion transmembrane transporter activity. The coding region runs from base 129 to 1544 and encodes 471 amino acids. The transcript has a single exon. The record is from RefSeq and is a predicted model, not a curated record. NCBI's taxonomy places the organism in Eukaryota, Viridiplantae, Streptophyta, Magnoliopsida, Poales, Poaceae.